AUGGCUGCUCAAAAUCACUCAGCAGUGACAGAGUUCGUCCUGGGGGUACUAACAAGCAGACCAGAGCUCCAGCGGCCCCUCUUCCUCCUCUUCCUUGCCAUCUACUCGGUCACCGUGGUCGGGAACCUGGGCAUGUUCACACUGAUCUGGCUGAGUGCUCAGCUGCACACCCCCAUGUACUACUUCCUCAGCAAUAUGUCCCUCAUAGAUCUCUGCUUCUCCUCCAUCAUUACCCCUAAAAUGCUGGUGAAUUUUGUGUCAGAGAAGAAUGUCAUCUCCUAUGCGGGCUGCAUGUCACAGCUCUCUGUCUUCUUUGUGUUUGUCAUUGCCGAGUGUUACAUGCUGACAGUGAUGGCCUAUGACCGCUAUGUCGCCAUCUGCAGACCUUUGCUUUACAACGUCAUCAUGUCUCAUCAAGUCUGCUCCCUGUUGGUGGCUGUGGUCUAUGCCAUAAGGCUCAUUGACUCAACAAUAGGGACUGUCCUCAUGAUAAAACUGUCCUACUGUGAGCUCAUCAGUCACUACUUCUGUGACAUUGUCCCCCUCAUGAAGCUGUCCUGCUCCAGCACCUAUGAUGUUGAAAUGACACUAUUCUGUGGGGCUGGAUUCAACCCUGUAGUUACCAGCUUAAUAGUCCUGGUUUCCUACGCCUUCAUCCUUUCCAGCAUCCUCCACAUCAGCACCACAGAGGGCAGGUCCAAAGCCUUCAGCACCUGCAGCUCCCACCUGGCAGCGGUGGGCUUGCCCUAUGGAUCCAGUGCUUUCAUGUACUUAAAGCCCUCCACGGCCAACUCCCUGGCCUGGGAGAACGUGGCCUCUGUGUUCUACACCACAGUCAUCCCCCUGCUCAACCCCCUGAUCUACAGCUUGAGGAAUAAGGAGGUAAAGGCUGCCGUGCAAAGAACACUGAGGAGAAAAGUGUUUCUGAGUUAA
This is a messenger RNA of Manis pentadactyla (Chinese pangolin), 933 nucleotides long. Its product is annotated as olfactory receptor 8A1-like. Gene Ontology annotation, biological process: sensory perception of smell; G protein-coupled receptor signaling pathway. The coding region runs from base 1 to 933 and encodes 310 amino acids. Gene Ontology annotation, cellular component: membrane. Gene Ontology annotation, molecular function: G protein-coupled receptor activity; olfactory receptor activity; odorant binding. NCBI's taxonomy places the organism in Eukaryota, Metazoa, Chordata, Mammalia, Pholidota, Manidae. The record is from RefSeq and is a predicted model, not a curated record. The transcript has a single exon.